Messenger RNA from Epinephelus fuscoguttatus (brown-marbled grouper), 3084 nucleotides. It is a transcript of the gene fancf, whose product is annotated as FA complementation group F. Gene Ontology annotation, biological process: interstrand cross-link repair. Gene Ontology annotation, cellular component: Fanconi anaemia nuclear complex. The transcript is spliced from 2 exons. Bases 129 to 1148 code for a protein of 339 amino acids. NCBI's taxonomy places the organism in Eukaryota, Metazoa, Chordata, Actinopteri, Perciformes, Serranidae. The record is from RefSeq and is a predicted model, not a curated record.
UGCACUCCGGCACGCAUGCGCAGGAGUAAAAGCGGCACAAACAGGCAGUCGAACGAGAGAAAAUGAAAAAACAAUGAGCGUCCACCACCAGCGCUCAGGGUCUGAAGUCUGAACGCGGAGAGCGCCACAUGGAGGCGGUGCUGAAAAACUUGGCGAGCACGGUGGAGCUGCUGGCUGUGGCGGCGCACAGCAGUGUGGUGGAGCAGUGGGAUAAACAAACUCUAUCCAGAGCUUUUCACUGGACCCAGUACUGCGAACACCUCUUCACCAGGUUCCACAAUAACCCCUCGAUAAGGAGGAUCAUGGAGAAGCAGCUGCAGGUCUCAAGUGAAAGUUUGCGAGCUGCCUUCCCUGGAUACACACAGGUUUCCUUCUCGGACCUCUCCCGGUGUCAGCACCUGUUGCUUGUUGGGCUGCUAAAAAAUCCUGAGCUGCCCAUCUCCAUCAUGAAGCAACUCUUUGACACGACAAGUCCUGUAAACAACCAGCAGAGUGAGUAUCAGGAUGUCACUGGCCAUUGCAGCCACAUCAUUCAGUGUAAAUCUGCCUGUAAAGUCCUGAGUCCUCUCACUGACCUGUCAGCUGUUGGUGCUGAUGCUGAGGUGCAGGGGGCGAUGCUGAUGGAGAGGCUGGGUGCUGGCAGUGAAGCCUGCUGGACAGAGCAUAUUUUAGACUCCGUCCUCCAGGGAUGUGGAGGAGCGACACAACAUUUCUGUCAGGUCAUCGCAGCAGCUCUGCUGACAAGAAAAAACUCCACUGCACAAACUGCUUCACAGGAUUUUCUGUUGGACUGGCUGCAGAAAGAACACAGCGUGCUGCAGCACAUGUGCUCUGCACUGCCUACUACACUUAUUAUAGACCUGGCCACACAGCACCUGAAAUUUAGAGAUGCAUAUUGUGAUGUGCUGAAAAAGUUGGCCUCUGAUAUGGAGUACAGCAUAAGUGAGGGUGAAUGGGUUCAAAGUGGCACAAAGCAAACAGUGUCCUUCCAGAGACUGACGGAGCACUUUCUGGCCUUGUUUGAGGCCUGUCCCUCUCUGAGGGAGGAUGUAGAGAAAGAGCUAAAUGCUUUGAAAAUUUCUGAUGGGGACUUUGAUGUCAGAGGUCUGAGUGUGUGGGGAGACCUCCUGUCAGCAUUUAACAAGUGACUGCAAGCCUUGCGGAUUCUUAAGAGCUGGAAGAAAUGUCAAAUGUAUAUUUCUGUCUUUGUCUUUAUGCAAUGUUUGACUGUGGCUGGGUAUUAAACCUCAGUACCGCACAUAAUGUGUUCAUAACACAGAUUUUUGGAAGUUGCCAAUAACUAAAAGCUGGUAUCAAAUUCUCGCUCAGAUUCAUAUUCCCCCUUAGUUCUGAUCAGACUGUUUUAAUCAUAACUUUGUUGAUUUUGUUCAUAUUUUAAGAGUUCUUAUAUGGCUGCUUGGGUUAUGACAACAUUCAAAAACUUUGGUUUCCUCUUAAAUGAAAAAUCUGAUUUUGUAGAUAAAUAUGUCCAUAACUGGGGAAGAUGUCAAAAAGUACCAUAUUGGUGUCUGUAUCAAUCUCAGAUAUCAAAACACAGUCUUCUAGUUAAAAAAAAUACACAUAAUGAAUGUUGACCAGUCGUUUACAGAGGUUUCUUUUCCAUUUCUGUCACAGAAUCAGAAACACAACUGGAUAAAUGAAUAGGAUAAAAAACAAACAAUUAAAACACAAUUGAUGACAACAUUUUAGAACUGCUCAUUUUAGUGGAUUUGGGAGCCUGAAAAUUUGUUGCAGUAGCCCUUUUCUUUCACAGCAUAAACAUUUUUGUUGAAGCUUAUCCAUGCAGCUUGUAAUAAUGGAAUUAAUGAAUUAAUUUAUUUUUUUCAUCUCAGUGCAACCGGAUGUUAAAAAUACCCAGCUUACAAGGUUUGGACAGAUGGUACCCUCACAUGCUGCCUUGUAAUAAGUAGCAGCAGCACGUGAUUUGACUGAAUUAAAUUGACAGUAAUUGUCAGGCAGUGAAUAGUUUACACUUUAUAAAUUGGUCUCCGGAGAUUCAAGGCUUCAUUAAGCAUCAUAAAUCCCACCUUACUCCCAAAUUACAUUUUAAAAAAUAAUUCUGUAGCUGCUGAUUUAUGAGGUCCUGACAAAUUAGUUUUAAAGGACAAGGGGCCAUAAAGACACUGCAGACAUCAAAGAAAGCAAAUCAUUUGCAAUCCAAUUUUCCCUUUUCUAACUGUACACACCUAAAAAUCAUUUUCUCACACACCAUCUGUCAAUAUCGCCUCUUCGCCACAAAGCUGCGCUCGUCUGAAUCUAAAAAUUCUGAUUGGCUUAAUGCCAGUCAUGUGACUUGACUGCCAAUUCACACAUCUCAGACCUCGCCCAUGUGUCAGAGCACCUCUGCGGCGAGGGAUCAGUUAGUCAGAUCAGGCGUCUUCAAUCAAACGCUCCACAAUAGCUGGUGUGUGACAUAACUCUGGCAGACAGCGGAUUAGAGAGCCGGCUGCCGUGCAGAGGGAAACACCAACACGACCACGGCUCGUUUAACACGCCGUGAAAGCAAUUCACGUUGAGACAGACAAGGGUCACUGAGUAAGGGGCUGCAUGUACACAACCAAUUUAUUUCCAUCCAAUGAAGAACAUAUGCAUCUGACUGGAGGGAAACCAACAAUGAUUGAAGGGAUCUCACCUGCUCCAAGGUUACAAAUAUAUGCACAUUCAUUUCAUUUACAUUUUCAUCAUGUCAGAUCAGAUUGUAGGUUGGAUUUAGAAAUGAUUUAAGGACAAAUUUCUGGAGUUAAUUCAGCAAAUGGAUGAGAAUCUUCCUCCUCUACAUGUUACCAAGCAGCAUGUUAGCAUUCAGCCUCUGGGAUUGAACACUGACAGAUUUUUUUUUUUUUUUUUUUAGAUUUUGUGUUUCUCACUCUUCUUCACAGCCUUACACAUAAGUGGCAGAGUGAGUUAGCAGCCAUGGUGAUGAUUCAGAUGUGUUAGUCUGACUCCGAAUGAGAAGCCUACAAUUUAGUCCUCUGGCUGUGUCUAUCUACACUAAAUGAAAACAUGUUUUACCCAUUAUUUAUGUAGGAUAAAUACCCACAUGUCUGAGAACUAAUAAAAAAA